Echinops telfairi (small Madagascar hedgehog) is the source of this 1166-nucleotide messenger RNA. It is a transcript of the gene PDCD2, whose product is annotated as programmed cell death 2. Gene Ontology annotation, cellular component: nucleus; cytoplasm. Lineage: Eukaryota; Metazoa; Chordata; Mammalia; Afrosoricida; Tenrecidae. The coding region runs from base 109 to 930 and encodes 273 amino acids. The record is from RefSeq and is a predicted model, not a curated record. The transcript has 6 exons.
ACCUCUUACCGUCGUCGUAGACCCUAUGCAGGUGCGGGACACCGCAAGCUCAGACUGUCCUCAUGGAAGUGGGCAAAGCAGAAAACCAAAGCAAGCACACUGCCUCAAAUGGAUUCUGAUCACAGUGAGGCUGUAAGACAAGUGUUUAGAAAUCAGCUACCCAGGAAGAAUGAUUUUUACUCCUACAAGCCCCCUCCCGAGCAGCCUCCCCCCGCGGCAGGAGCAUCUGUGUGUCUCCAGCUCAAGUCUGGCACUCACCUCUGCCGGGUCUGCGGCUGCUCAGCCCCCAAGAUAUGUUCCAGGUGCCACCAGGCACAUUACUGCAGUAAGGAACACCAGACUCUGGAUUGGAAGUGGCACCGGCAGACCUGUUCGCCAGCAGGUGAUGUAAGUGAUGUGAUUCCAGACCACAGCUUCCUUUUUCCCGAAUAUGAGAUUGUGAUAGAAACGGAAGACGAAGUCCCAGCAGAGCAGGAGGAGGAGGAGGAGGAGGAGGGCGAGCACGUGGACAGCGUGGGUGAGGCUUCACUCUCGUCACUGCCGUCCAUCCCAGGUGACGCGUCUGAGGAAGAUUUGGAGUCCAUGGCAAAGCACGAAACCAGGGAAGAUGAGAUCUUCCAGAGGUUUAAGGCGAAAAUAGCCCUUGAGCCUGAGCAGAUUCUCAGGUAUGGCCGUGGGGCUGCUCCCCUCUGGAUCUCUGGUGAAAAUGUCCCUCGGGAGGAGGACGUUCCGAACUGUCCUUGUGGUGCCAAGAGAAUAUUCGAGUUUCAGGUCAUGCCGCAGCUGCUUAACCUCCUCAAGGCUGACAGCCUGGGCAGGAGUGUGGACUGGGGAGUCCUGGGCAUCUUCACCUGCGUGGACAGCUGUGCGCUGGGUGCUGGCUACGUGGAGGAGUUUGUGUGGAAGCAGGACGUGACGGACACAGCCUGAGGCACGGUCUCUUCCGAGCGUGGCAAGAGCCGCUCGAGGCCCACCUCUGGGCUGUUUGCAGCAACGAGAAGCAGAAACGCCCAGGGUCGGGGAGGAUGCAGACCUGUGCUGCCGACCCCCAUGUGCGUGUCCAGCAAUUCAGCUGUGUGUGUUUAUACGCGUAUGUAUAAUUUGCUCAAAGCAUUCUGAGAUCAUUUCCCCUCUGAAAUUUUCAAAGAUAAACUGUUUUAGAUGAA